UUCCCAACGGUCCUUCAUCACUCGGGCGAAACCAACGGGAUGUUUUUGGGAACUGUCUUGAGGAGCGAUAUCAGCCUUUAGCACGGCAGUGGGAGGGGUUGAGCGUGUCACAACUAAAUGGCAACAGCGUGAUAUACAUAUAGCCUAUAUAUAUUUUUGUAUUCAAUAGGUAAUAUCUCGUGGAAUGCCGGAAACACUUCCCGCUAACGGAGCGUGUAUUUGCAGUAACGUUAAGACAAGCCCGCUGUUCAUCAUCGUUGCCUUUACCACAGCGUUGAGCGGAUUCCUCGACUCUGACAUUUAUUUGGCAAGAACCCGUGAAAAUAGAUCAGCGCAUCUCUGAGCUUCCGGCGUCCACCGCGACACACUGAUGCUCCGAGCCGCCGGGAUGGACGAGUUUGUGACGGAAGAAGACGAGCCCUGGUACGACCAGAGGGACCUGGAGCAAGAUCUGCACUUGGCAGCUGAGCUGGGGAAAACCCUGCUGGAGCGCAACAAGGAGCUGGAGGACUCGCUGCAGCAGAUGUACAUCAACAAUGAGGAGCAGGUGCAGGAAAUUGAGUAUUUGACCAAGCAGAUGGAGAUGAUGCGCGAGAUGAACGAGCAGCACGCUAAAGUGUACGAGCAGUUGGACGUGACGGCACGAGAGCUGGAGAUAACCAAUGAAAAACUGGUUCUGGAGAGCAAAGCUUCUCAGCAGAAGAUUGACAGAUUGACGAGUACUAUAGAGAUGCUGCAGGGGCAGGUGGACACGCUAACUGCUCGGGUGGAGGAAUUGCGCACUUUGGAAGAGCUCAGGGUUCGCAGAGAGAAGAAAGAGAGGAGAAAGACUGUGCACUCGUUCCCCUGCCUCAAAGAACUCUGCACCGCUCCCAGGUACGAGGAUAGUUUCAUGGUGUCUGACCCAGGCAGCGGUGACCUACAAGAGUGUCAGCCUGCUGACGAAGAGAACGAACAUCUGCGUGUGAUGGUGUCAUCUUUGCGCACCGCUGUAGCGGCUGAACGUGGACGGCGUGAGGCGGCUGAACGGGAAUGUGGCGCAGUGAUUCAAGAGUUUGAGCGUUUGGAACAGCGCCUCAUGGGGGCAGAGAACUGCCAGCGGCGUGUGCACGAGCUGGAGGCGGAGCUCCAGGAGAUGCAGCUGCUCCGCAAGUCCCGAGCCUGCCUCCUGAGCGGAGACGAGGGCCUGGAGCAGACGCUGCUCAACUGCGCCCCCGAGACAGACACGCCGGAGGAUGCAGUUAUGGCUGGAAUGCAGAACGGGGAUGCGAAUGAUGGAGCAGCACCCGUCCGGAAGAGUUGCAGUGAUACGGCUCUAGAUGCCAUCUCUGCGGUCGAUGCCUCUGGGAGACGCAAAGGCAGCUACGCGCUUCACGCCAACGGCGUCCGGAAGAGGGGCAUGUCCAUCCUCCGAGAGGUGGACGAGCAGUAUCACGCCCUUCUGGAGAAGUACGAGGAGCUGCUCGGGAAGUGUCGACGCAAUGAGGAGAGUCUAUGCCACGCUGGGGUGCAGACCUCCCGUCCCGUGUCCAGAGACCCGUCCAUGAAGGAAUGCCGGGCCGCAGAGCCCCAGCAGCUGCCCACUCCUCCGCAGACGCCCUCUACUCCAGAGGCCCUGGAGGGAAUCAGUCGGCAAGUGGAGGCUGUGGACAAACGGCUCAGCCAAAACACUCCAGAGUAUAAAGCCCUCUUCAAGGAGAUCUUUUCCCGCUUACAGAGGACCAAGAGCGACAUAAACUCCACCAAAGGGAGAAAAAGCGGAAAAUAGCCCAUUUUGCUCUUAACAUGUGUAUCACUGAUUUCUUUCCCUGGUCUCUCAUGUAAUGUCUUACAUAUUUUUUUAAUAGAGAGACGUUUAGAUACAUCUGUAAUUUAGCACAGAUCAUCCAUGAAUUAUUUGGUGCCACAUAUCAAGGGACAAAUGGUGGUUUUCUGGACGUUUGAGUCCUCAUGUGCUAAUGUGCCAGGUUGGCCUUUUAGGGUAGACCAUAUUACUCACUAUUGGUUAAACUGUAACCAUAAUCACCCCAAAGUUAAUCAAGCACAGGAAGUUCAUUGCUGAUUAUUUCCUUUCUCACAUGUUGUGUAUUACGUGUAAUGGAUAACCACAGCAUUGUGUAACCACUUUUGUUCAAUAUUAAAUCACACUUUGCUUUAUAA
Molecule: messenger RNA, 2160 nt
Organism: Carassius auratus (goldfish)
Lineage: Eukaryota; Metazoa; Chordata; Actinopteri; Cypriniformes; Cyprinidae
Gene: cdr2l
Product: cerebellar degeneration-related protein 2-like
Exons: 6
Coding region: 371-1768 (465 amino acids)
Source: RefSeq, a predicted model, not a curated record